Messenger RNA from Seriola dumerili (greater amberjack), 2194 nucleotides. RefSeq names its product HEPACAM family member 2 (gene hepacam2). Lineage: Eukaryota; Metazoa; Chordata; Actinopteri; Carangiformes; Carangidae. The transcript is spliced from 9 exons. Bases 73 to 1461 code for a protein of 462 amino acids. The record is from RefSeq and is a predicted model, not a curated record.
UCCUCCUUCCUCCAUCCCUCACUCCCUGCCUGCCCGUCAGAAGUCCCACACAUCCCAAGAGGAUAAGAUGCCAUGGAGGCCACAGGAAGAACAGCGCUCUAUGUCUACUCCGUCCUGUUCAUCUUAACAGUCUCCACCACCACAGAGGUCAGCUCUGAUUUCAUCCACAUCCCUUCGUUAGUCCAUCAUGGCAUUGAAGGGAAGCCCCUGCUCCUGUCUGUGGAGACUCGCUUUCCGCUGGCCGACGCUGAGAUCCAGGGAACUUGGUCCCACACCAGGCCGAGUGGCAGCAGGACCACAUUGGUUACGUUUACCAAACAGGCCACAAUCACUGACAUGAUGUACCGCAACCACCUCCGCUUCGAAAAACCCAAUGUGUCUUUAACAAUCAAGAAAUUAGGCCAGGACGAUGAAGGAGAUUAUCAUCUGAGUCUCAACAUAGAGUUUCAUAACAAGACAGGACUGGUUAUCAAGGAGGAGAGAACUGUGCAUGUGACAGUGGACGUCCCUGUGUCCACUCCAGUCAUUGAGAAGAACCCAUCCUACGCAGUUGUUGAGGACAAGGCAAAUGUAACCUUGACUUGCUCUGUUGAGAGAGGAACAAGAGUUGUGUUCCAGUGGCUGAGGGACAACAUCUUGCUGGGUCCUAGUGACAGAUACCACUUCUCCCGAGGCAAAGCUACACUCCUAAUCAGUCCUGUGAGGAAAGAGGACAAGGGAACUUAUCGCUGUGUGGCCAGCAACCCAGUUAGCCCAGGUCGACACAGCAGGAGCGUGGAACUCAAUGUUUACUAUGGCCCCUACAAUCUGGAGGUGAACUCAGGCCAGGGCCUGCGGACAGGAGAGGUGUUCACUAUCAACCCAGGAGAACUGGCCUUCUUUGAAUGCCAGGCUGAUUCCAAUCCACCCAACAGCUAUGUCUGGAUCUCCAAGAGCAGCAAUUCAACCCAUGUCAUCACUGAGGGCCCGCGGCUGGAGGUGCUGUCCUACAGAUUGGCCCAGGCUGAAGAGUACCUGUGCCGUGCCUUCAACAACGUGACACAGAAGCAGGACGAGGCCCAGUUUACUCUGGUGGUGGCCAGUUUAGGAACAGGGAAGGAAAAGCACACUCAGGAGGGCAGCUCUGUUUCUCCACUGGCAGCCAUUACUGUCUGCUCUUUGUUCAUCAUCGGCUGUAUGCUGCUGGUCUUCCUCAGGAGAACCUGCCAUCCUAAGAGAGUUCUUAUGAGCAUUUACAACAGACCACUUUCAGAGCAGAAAAGACCCCAUCGUUCAGGUCACGAGGAUGCAACAGAAGACUUUGGCAUCUACGAGUUUGUCUCCAUUCCUGGGAAAAUGGAAUCUGCGCAGGUGUCAUGCAGAUCUCUGGCCCGCCUCGAGUCAGUUCAGGAUAUGCACACCACCAUCUAUGAUGUGAUCAGACAUGAUCCUGAAACCCCCAGUCACAGUUUGCUGGAGUAACAUUCAGCUGGAGAGUUGAGAUGUAACUUACAGUCAUUUCACUUGAAGACUCUUUGUGUAGCUUUAAUUUCUUUAGUCUCUGAUAUCAAAGCCUGAAACACUGGAUUUGGUGGCCCAAUUUUUUUGCACAGGGGAUGAAGGAGACUAGUGUGAGUAUACAACCUGAUCGUGCACUGUUAUUGUCCAGAGUUUGGGACAGACGUUAAAUGUCUUUUGCUGACAUUAUUGUGAUAUGAAAAUGUGUGUAUGAAUGGCUUGAUUUUUUAUGUGCAAGUAUAACUGAAGAUGGAAUUGUUUAGUUUUUUUCCCAUUCAAAAAUGAAAAUCAUGUUAAACUAAGCAAGUUAGUAGUAGCUAUUUUUACAUUAUUAUGAAUAUUUUAUAAGGUGCUUACAAGCUAAAUUCCUGCACCUUGAUCACUAUUUAAAAAAAUAUAUCUAAUAUUUUAAUUAUUGAAGUUUUAUUUGCAAGUUCAAUAAUAUCUUUGUAAUUUAACAUUUUCCCCCAAAGAGAGUCUGGUUUAUGAGAAGACAAGUGUUAUAAUGAAUGGAUUUUCUUGUAUUGAAUAUAUUUAGGUUAAAUGUAUAUAUUGUACAUGGACUACACUGCAGAUUCUUUAUACAUAUUAUUCUAUAUCUAUGUUUUGCUGAAAUCUAUUUAUUCCCAUAGAAACUCUUAACCCUGUUUCCUCAAAUGUAGCAUUUUCUUUCUGCUCAACAUAGAUAUAAUGAAAU